Molecule: messenger RNA, 2803 nt
Organism: Coregonus clupeaformis (lake whitefish)
Lineage: Eukaryota; Metazoa; Chordata; Actinopteri; Salmoniformes; Salmonidae
Product: calphotin
Exons: 8
Coding region: 222-2093 (623 amino acids)
Source: RefSeq, a predicted model, not a curated record
AGAGGGAGAGAGGUGGUGGCUGUAGUGUACCAUAUUGACAUGGCACAUUUGGGUGAGGAGGUGUCGCUGUCUGUUGACCGUCUGUGACAAGGUCAGAGGUCAAGCGGUCUGACCCUGCGAAAUAUUUUUAAUCUGAUGUUGACAGAUGGACUUGGGUUAUGCGUUUGAUUGGAUUGUAACAGUCAAGAUGUUAUCCCUGUGAAUCACAAGCAGCAGUUGCCAUGGUGCAGGUGAGAGAGGUCAUGGGGUCGUGGGCAGCGCCAGGGUUGGGGUCAUUCUCUUCAGAGGUCGUCGUGUUCUCUCUGCUCUUCCUCCUCCUCUCCAUCAUUCUCGCCCUUUGCACUAACUGCAGAAGGCAUUCCUUUGAGCUCCGGGAUGGUGGUGAGGAGGUGGACAGAACCCAGUCACAGCUGGUCAGAGUGGUGAGAGCUGGGACAGGCAACAACAAUGAUGACAGCUAUGUCCUGACCAGGGUUACACUUGGGAUGGGGGUAGGCGCUCAGAAGUCGGUGAAGCUGGAGGAUGCCCUGGCUGCCAGGGAGAAUCCCAUGAUCAAUGACAUCAGAAAAGACGAGAGAGAUUUCAGUCCCAGACCUGAGGACAGUGUUAUUGGUGUCCCAGAGCAGCCUCCUGCUGAGCAGUAUGGCACCAGGUUGAAACCCUGGAGGAGCCACAGGGAGGCACCUGAUCAAGGUGAUUCUUCAGGUGCCUUAGAGAUUGCAAAUGGAAGCCCCGUAGCCAUGACGAUUAGAUCUCCUUCGCCUCCCACCACCGUCGACAUUGGUGACCUGAGUGACGUCCUGAAUUUCACACCUGAGCUCCACUCAAUCCCAGCCCCCAUUGCCAUGGUGGAAGUCGACACCCCCCUUGAGUCUGUAUCCCCACCUGUCUAUUCAGAGGACACCCUAGAUGCCACCAUCGUGAGCAGUCUUAAACCUGUGGAAGCCACCAUCGUGGAUGUCUCCAUCAUGAGCAGCCUUGAACCUGUUGAUGUUCCCAUCCUUGAACCUCUGGAUGUCCCCAUCGUGAGCAGUCUUGAACCUGUGGAAGACCCCAUCGUGGAUGUCCACAUCAUGAGCAGCCUUGAACUUGUGGAAGCCCCCUUAGUGGAUCUCCCCAUCAUGGAUGUCCCCAUUGUGAACAGCCUUGAACCUGUUGAUGCCCCCAUCGUGAGCAGUCUUGAACCUGUGGAAGCCCCCAUCGUGGAGGUCCCCAUCGUGAGCAGUCUUGAACCUGUGGAAGACCCCAUCGUGGAUGUCCUCAUCAUGAGCAGCCUUGAACUUGUGGAAGCCCCCUUAGUGGAUCUCCCCAUCAUGGAUGUCCCCAUUGUGAACAGCCUUGAACCUCUGCAAGCCCCCAUCGUGGAUGCACCCAUCGUGAGCAGCCUUGAAUUGGUUGAACCUGUGGAUGCUUCCAUCGUGAGCAGCCUUGAACCUGUUGAACAUGCGGAUGCCACUGUCAUUAAUUACCUUGAUAUCCUGAAUGCUCCAGUUGGCUUAGAGACCCUGGAUGCCCCAGUCAUGAACAGUCUUGACACACUGGUGCUGGAUGCCUUCAUUGUGAACAGCCUUGAACUUCUGGACAUUCCUGUCAUCAAUGACCUUGACACUCCAGAUACCCCCAUCGUAAAUAUUCUUGACACCCUGGAGCUGGAUGCUCCCAUCAUAGAUGUCCCCAUCGUGGAUGCCCCCAUCGUGGACUGCCUUGAACCUGUGGAUGUCGCCAUCGUGGACAGCCUUGCACCUGUGGAUGUUCUCAUCAUGAAUGACAUUGACCUCCUCAAUGUCCCCGUCAUGAACGACCUUGAUCUCCUGGAGGCCCCUGCGGAGUUCAGCUCCAGCUUUAUCCCUCAGCUUGAAGUAGAGGGUCAUGUGGAGGGUGAGGACCAGAACCAUGGGCCUUCCCUGUGUGUCCGACCCCAGCACACCUAUGAGAUCAUUGGGGAGCUCACUCCUGAUGAACUCUCUGUGGAAGUGGACCUGGCAACCCCAGGCUAUCAAACCAUAGCUGAACUGGUCCAUGAAUCAACCACACAGCCUGACGAUGACACAACCACAGUCACCGAGCCAGCGGACCAGGCUAUGAGACCAUAGCUAAACUGGUCCAGGAUUCGAGUGCAACCACACUGCCUGAAGAUGACCCUAUGACAACUACAGUCACAGAGCCAGGGGAUCUGGUAACCCCUGGGUAUGAAACCAUAGCUGAACUGGUCCAGAAAUCGAGCGCAACUACACUGCCUGACAAUGAGCCAAUAACAACCACAGUCACAGAGGCAGGAGAAGGGCUUGACCUGACAAGCCCUCUCUCAUUGGUGGAGGAGGUAGAGGAGGGUUUAGUUAAAGUACCACCCCACCCCCUGUGCCUCAAUGGAAGGAUGAAAAACAGGAGGGAUUUUCACCUCCAUUACCGGAGAGAAGUGGAGAGAUGAUCAUCGUAGAAUAUCUCAAGACUUAUAAAGCACUGCAAAUGUGUGUUAUAAUGUCGUCAAUGCUACUAUACUCAACUGUGUCGUAUUUCUAGAUGUAACAUGUCUCAGAUGAUAAGGGUUGUACCCAGUCCACAUAUAAAGUAACACUUUAUAUCUCACUAUCCUUCUUAUACACUAUUUCCAGUCCUUUGAUUAGCUUUGCAUUAAACUCCGUACAACACAAUGCUAUGCUACACAUUCCAUAAGGGAGGACCUUAGGCCCAGAGUAGAACUGGGUCCCCUAACAUGUUCCAGAGUAGGCUUUAUGUUUGUAUGUACUAAUACAUUACAGGGUGAAGUGGCAAUUACACAGUAAUAAAUCUAUGAGUUACUGGU